AUGGUAUUUACUACGUCUGAGAACCCAGAGGAUCAGCCGACCACUGGGGUCUUUGGCCGAAUCGGGAGCUGGUUCUCUCCAUGGAAGGGAAAAAGUCCAAAGGUUCCUACAGAAAAUUCCUUGCCAACUAGUGAUCAGGCUGUUAAGUUAGAGGGAGAAGAGGAGAGUGAGCAGUCUGUGACACGGCAGGCAAGGGAACAACGGUUGGAGGAAGAAAAGGAACACCGCUCCAAUCCUAAUUCUCUGGGUCUCCGCAGAGACACUUUCUUCUGUGAAGAGGAGGACGCCACGCAGUCUGCCCACAGGGACGGCUUCGUUGUGAGCAGCAGUGAGCCAGGAGAAGGAGGUCCAAAAGAGGAGGAGUUUGUGGCGUGCAGAAGUAGGAGAACAGGGCAGGGCAAGGAGAGGGAGGAGAGUAGCAACGGUAAUUUGGUGAGUGGGAAUCCAGAGAAUGCCAGUCAUCUGACACAUCUGUCUUCCUCUUCUGAGCAAGGCGUGGUAUGGGAUUCUGACCAGGUUCAUACCAAGCCUCAGGCCCAGAAACAAGCACAGGCUCAGGCAGGCAAGAGGCUCCAUGUGUACCUGGAGGAGACUAGUGUGAUUCAAAGCGGCACAGACACCUGUGCUAGACAGGAAGUGGUCCGUACCAAAGUCAAUAAAAGCUUACAGAUUCCCCCUAAGGCAAAGUCAUCCACAAGUCUUGAAUCAUCAUAUAGCUUAAGUUUAACAAGCACAGAGAACAAAAAGCCAAAUGUGAGGCUCCCUGGUGGGACACAGGGUUAUUACAGUGCCCUAGCAGGAGUGUCACUGAAAUCACACAAAGACUUACGGUUAGAGACUGAACCUGAUCAAGAACAAACAGAGGCAGACAGCAUGGGGCGUAAAAACGCAGCCAGAAAAAAAUCCAAGAAGAACUUUCAGGGAGAUGCAGGGAGCACCCCCCAGGAAGAAAUACCCUCCAAUGCACACCCUGUCCCAGAGGGAUUCCCUACAUCAGAUGACUCAAUGAACAAUCCUCAGGGCAAAAGUCCAACUCACAUGGGAGAGUCAUCAGUUAACUCCUCCUCCAAACACAACCCCACCUUUCAAGCCUCACCUGCAGGAGGGAAAAGUAAGACUUCCUGCCCUGACACGGUCAAGCAUUCGGACAACUUCCAGGACUCAGUCACUUUGGCAUGUGUGGUUGAUGGGGGUACAGACAUGGAGGAUGAUUAUAGCUUUUACAAAGUGGAAAGGAAGACAGAGACACCAGAGUCCAAACGCAGGAGUAUGAAGGUUUCUUUGAGUGAGGUGAAGUUUUUUACAAAGAAUGUGCCUUUGAAUGCUGAAGAAAGUCCGGCAGGAGACGACCAGGAUUUUAAGUCAGCAUUAAAAAGUACCAAAAAUGAAGUAAAGGAUAAGCCCAAAACAGAGAUUCAUGCAAGACUACAAGAUCUUGAAAAACUUGACGAGGAGCCUAAACCUGCUGUUGGCAGGAUUGGAGAUAAGAUCAGCCUCUUUGAGCGCCAGGCGGCAGGGGGCCUCAAGCAGACCUUCCAAAGCCCAAGGAGUGCUGAUGUCUCCCCAGUCAGGAAAGCCACUGAGAGGGUGAAAAAAGACUUUGAGUUGUCAGAUCAGAGGUCAAAAUCAGCUGAACGUUACAGCACUGCUAGCUCCAGGUCUGAAUCACCUGUCGGGGAGAAACCAAUGACGAUCAAGGAGCGAACGAGGAACUUUCUAAAAGCAUCUUUACCAGCUGAGAAACCAGCACUACCUCAAAAGCCAGCCAUGACAGGAAUGUCUCAACAGUCUUCCUCGUCUGUGACAGUUGCUGCAUCAAAGUCACCAGAACUGGACAGUCAGGGUAAACGGGAUACUAAAGAGAAGGUAGAGACAAUGGCAAUGUCAGAGAUAACAUUAAGACCAGAUAGACAGGAUACCGCUAUUGUGGGGGUAAAGAUUUCCAUUCCUAAAGAACAACAUACAGAGUCCAAAGUAAAGCAAACAGAGACCUCAAAAACAACAGACCAAGGUACAAAAUCAGAUGCUCCAGCUAAAGGGACAGGUGAUUCUGCAGAGCUGACUAACAAUGUAAGCCUACCGGUCAAUCGCCGUAGCAGAUCAGGCUCCCGUUCUAAAAGAAGGAAAAGCAGAGAACCAGCCAGUCCCCUCAGCCCAAACAGCCAAAACAAGGCAGACCAAUUUAGUAGUACACAAGAGUUCACUGCUGUAAAACAACAGGGGGAUGAUACAGAGGAGACUGUUUCAGCCUCCAAAGAUUUCACAGAAAAAGUAUCAUUACCAGUCGAUAAAGCAGAAGGAAAUACAUCAGAUAAACAGCCUGUUUCUGAUACCAAACAGCAAACAUUUAAAAAUGAACUGGAGGUAUUAGGCAAGCAGAAAAAACAGUUAGAUUCUUCAUCUAAAAAAGACAAACUGUCCAACAGACAGGAAGGAUUACCUGAACCAUCUGUCAACAAAGAUGAACCUGAUACUGCUCCUUCUAGCAGAGGGACAAAGAAACCUAUUGACAAGGUUCCUAUUAUUUUACCCCAAAAGGAGGAAAAGGCAGGGGGAAACAGCCUCUCAUUCACUAAAGAGGGUAAAAAUGCCUCCAAAGACAGCAGAGAAAUACCAUCCUCCUCCCCCUCAUCUUCAUUUGAACGACUUGUUGAGAAGACUCCUUCAGUGGAGAAAGACCCACAUGUUGAAGCCCCCAAAACAGAUAAAGAAUUCUCAAGGCAAUCUGAAUCAAAAAGUAAAGUAAAAGCGGGGCAGCCCAGUAAAAAAGACACAGGGCAAACACAGCAACAGCAAAACAACAACACAGAACUAAUAAAUCAGACUGAGGCCAGAGAAAAAUCCAAAAUAACAGAGAAGGAAAAAACAAAUCAGAGUGAGAACCAAGGCAACGAAGAACAACAACAGCUCUUGCCUUUAAAUAAAAAAAAACCAAAAGGCGAGGUUUCACAAAAUGUACAAGGUAUCUCAGGGACAGAAGGAAGCAUUGUGAGGGAUGAUCAGGAAAACAAUGCUGCAACAAAGGAAGGAGCACAGCCUGUCAGAGGCAUAACAACAUCAGAAGCCAGCCGGCCAGAACCAGCCUCUCAGUCCUCAGACAGUAGAGUUGGAUCAUCGGACCUCCCCGCUCCAACACAACACAUAAAUCAGACGGUGCCUAAACACCCAGAAAACACUGCUGUUUGUGCCCAGGCUGGAACCAAGAGUGAGAGAGGGCCAUCCAAGGGAGAAAAGGCAACAAAUGGGCCUGAGUUGCAAACAACAUCUACAGAAAGUCCUGGAACAGAGGCAGGGCCAGUGGUGAUUGCAGCCGAACCGCAGCCUAAUUCUGUAUCUGUGGAAAAAACAGAGAAUUCAGCCGAUGACUCACAUACACAUGGAGCUAAUGAUGCUGAGUUCUCUAGUUCAAAACCUAUUACAAAGGCAAAUACAGCAGUUGAAGAAGCGACCCUAAAAGUUGCUAAUGACACUCCAGUACUGAUUACUGCACAGACUGACAAUAUGGCAGAGAAAAGCUCAUCUGUUAAAGAGCCUACUCCUAUUUCUGUGUCUAAGUCUGUGAGCAGUGAGGUAUCAGGCCAGGAUGAUGGAAAUAAAAGAUCAGUUGACAAGUUAGUGGCCUCAAAAGUCAAAAUCUCAGCAGGUAAAAUGAAAGCAGGGCUUAGCCAAGCACAGUGUGAAGAAACAAAAACUACAGGAAGCAUAAAUGAUAUCACUUCAUUCAAGGGCUCAGAAAAAAUAACACACAGCUCUCCUGGCAAAGUCAAAAAGGAACCAGCCAAUAUAAAGCCUAAGCAGAUUCUAAAAGAGCUCCCUUCCUCAAAGGCUAAUAAGCUGAUCCUAGACUCAAUCCAGCAUUCCAUGAAGAGGUUCAAUUUGCCACGAGGACUAAGCAAAGAUGAUUCAGCAUUGCGGCAAGAUGCCCCUUCUAGCUGGCUGGAUGUGGACUUUCCAAAACAGAAACGUAAAGUCCUGAAGCCAAAACUGAGUUCCUCUGGGAGUGAGAGCAAUCUUCUGGACACUUCUGGUGAGCUAGAUGAUAAUGAUUUUGUUGAGAAAAUCAAGAAGCUUUGCUCUCCCUUCUCUCUACCGCCUCGUAAACACAACCACCUCCGGCCCCCUCAGCCCCCCUUUGCGAUGCCGGCUAUCAAGGAAGACCACUUUGAGAAGUCGUUUGACCCUGAGGACUUCAAGUUUGGCUUGAGGAAGAAUAAUUUCGUCUUAGAUACAUCCACAAACCUCUUUGACAAGCUCCACAACACAGAGGUGAAAGCUGGUGUAAGGCCUGUCAGGGCUAGUUUAGCAGACAGGAGUAUAUUGCUCAGUAGCUUGGACACCAACUCUCGCCUCAAGGAUAAGACCCCCGUCAAUGAUGAGGAGGGUGUCAAGGAAGAGAAAGAUGAACAUUUUAAAGUGAAGUCUCGCUUAGAGGGGAGCUGUGUCUUCAGCGGUCUCACCAGCUCUAGCAUUAGAGGGAAGAAAAAUGGAGCAGAAAGCCCCAAAUCUGAGGUUGGGUCACCCACUGAAGCCCCCCUGCCCAGCACUCCAAUUUUAUCCCAGCCACCCCUGCCGAGCCCGACUGACACAGCUUUACUCAAAAACACACUGUCCAAGCAGAAUCUUGCCCCAGGCAAAAGAGAGGAAGCCCAGGCUGUGGAGGCAGUGGUCAGUGACUCAUGUCCUCCACUUCCCUCCUUCGACAACAUCAAACUGCCAGACUAUUUAGAGAAGUACCUCCCCCGAGAACCAGUGAAACCAGUGCAGAAUAUACAAGGACCGGAGCAAGUCAAAACGGAGGUUACUGGAAAAAUGACAAGUCCAGUCCCUGUAGUUGAAGCAGACCUGCUUGUAAAACCAGGACUGGUGUUUCCUGAUGCUGUGUCUUUUCCUGGGAUUCCUCCAACCGCAGUUCCAAUACUCCCUGAGAUUAAACAGCCUUCGUCUCAGCCGUCGGGGAUACUUAGUGAUAAUAUAAGAACCGCCAGAGGGUUUCACAAGCGUCGUGGAAAGAUGGUGUUGUUCGAGAAAGCUCACUUCUGUGGCCAAGCUUAUGAUAUUUACGGGGAUGUAGCAGAUGCUACAUCUCUGCAGUUCUCACCCCUCAUAUCCGUGAAGGUCAUUAGAGGAUGUUGGGUGUUGUAUGAGAAGCCUGACUUCCAGGGACGCCUCAUUGCCUUGGAGGAAGGCGGUAUAGAAUUGGCAAAUGAGUGGGCAGACUCUGGGCUGGAGACAGACCCAGACAACCAGCCAAUGGUGAUUGGCUCUAUUCGACUGGCUGUCUCUGAUUACAACAUCCCCCAUAUUGAUCUGUUUACUGAACCAGAGGGACACGGCAGAGUAACACCGUACCAUGACGAUGCAAUAGAGACGGGUUCAUUUGGCAUCCCUCUGAACACUGCUUCCAUCCAAGUGCACUCGGGGGUGUGGCUGGUGUUCAGUGAUCCGGGGUUCGAGGGCAUGCUUGCUGUGCUGGACAUAGGAGAGUACCCUUAUCCUGAGACCUGGGGCUUCCCAUCACCAUUCAUAGGAUCUCUCAGACCACUUAAAAUGGGUGGUUACAAAGUGGAGAAUCCCAAUGAAGUCAAGGUUGUGAUGUAUGAGAAGGCCGACUUUGAGGGCACCUGUUUGGAAAUCGACAGUGAGGUUUUCAGCUUUUGUGACAGUGAAGGAGACUUUGAAGCAGAAGAAGCAAACCUUGACUCAAAGGAGCUGACGUCUGUGGGUUCCUUAAAGGUCAUCGGAGGACUCUGGGUGGGCUACAGCCAGCCAGGAUUUGAGGGCCAGCAGUACAUCCUAGAGGAAGGAGAGUACCUGGACUGCAAUGACUGGGGAGGCUCGGGGCAGCUUCUGUCACUGCGACCAAUACUGUCUGAUUUCAUGUCUCCACAUCUCAAAAUGUUCAGUGACAGAGAUUUCGGUGAGCUGGGAGUUAACAUUGAUGUGAGGGUGCCUCUUAUCAACAUGGAUGACACAGGUUAUGGCAUGAAGACACAAUCUAUUGACGUCAUCAGUGGUGUCUGGGUUGUGUUUGAGGAGCCUGGCUUUUGUGGGGAAUGCUAUAUCCUGGAAAAAGGUCUGUAUGGUAGCCCGGAGGACUGGGGGGCGCUACAGCCUAGAAUUGCCUCAGUGAUGCCUGUUGUGGUGGAUGAUUUUGACAACACAGCCAAGUUCAAGGUGCGACUCUUCUCUGAACCAGGUUUUCAAGGCUCUGUCCUCGCUCUGGAGGACAGUGUAACCUCCCUGCAGGAAGGUUUCUCCGUGGCCUCCUGCAAGGUUCUGGCGGGCAGCUGGCUGGCAUUUGAGGGCCAAGACUUCACCAGCACAAUGUAUGUGUUAGAAAUGGGAAACUACCCGGACCUGAGAGCAAUGGGCUGUGUCAGUGAAAGCUCUUCCAUCCUGUCAUUACAGCCUGCUGGCUUUGAGUUUUCACUGCCAUCCAUCACUCUUUUUGAGCGCUGUGGCCUGCGGGGGAAGAGGGUGGUUCUGAGAGACGGAUCAGUCAACCUUCAGCUGGCUGGAGGCUGUGGCAGAGUCCAGUCUGUGCUCGUGGAAGGAGGCAUAUGGAUAUUAUAUGAGGGAAUCAACUAUCGGGGUGCUCAGAUGAUGCUGAAACCUGGUGAGGUGCUCGACUGGCGUGAGAUAAGCAACUGGAAGAAAAUUGGAUCCCUCCGCCCUCUUCUACAGAGGCAAGUGCACUUCCGUUUAAGGAAUAGACAGUCGGGGCUCGUGAUGUCACUGACCGGAGAUUUGGAUGAUAUCAAACUGCUGCGGAUUCAAGAAACGGAAGAGAUGGAUGGUUUCGAGCAGAUCUGGUACUACCAUAACGGGCAUAUCCGCUGCAAGCUGCUGGAGGAGUGCUGUCUGAGUCCCAGUGGCAGUGUGGUCAUCGCAGGAGGCCGUGCAGGUGUCACACCGGAGCAAGACAACCAAGAACACUUCUGGAGCAUCACGCCAGAGGGCUUUAUUUUCUACACCCCCACCUCUGAUCUGGUCCUGGAGGUGAAAGGGGGCAAUCAUUAUGACAAAAACCAAGUGAUUCUCAACACUAUUGAUCCAAAUAAACUCACCCAAAGUUGGAAUGUGGAGAUUAUAUAAUACACUGAGCUGCUGAACUGGAUCACUAAUAUUAUCAAACGAACAGCUCUACUGGAGGCUAUGUUACCGUAUGACGAGUGUUCAAGGACAACUUGCAUCAUCGGAGUGUCUGCUGAACCUUUGCUGCUGGAGGAUUAUAGUUUCCACAGAGGAAGUGAGCAUAGGGAGCGAUGGAAAGAAAUCCGUAAGAAUGUAUAACUACCCACUU
Messenger RNA from Scomber scombrus (Atlantic mackerel), 7303 nucleotides. Its product is annotated as beta/gamma crystallin domain-containing protein 1-like. Bases 1 to 7095 code for a protein of 2364 amino acids. The transcript is spliced from 22 exons. NCBI's taxonomy places the organism in Eukaryota, Metazoa, Chordata, Actinopteri, Scombriformes, Scombridae. The record is from RefSeq and is a predicted model, not a curated record.